AUGGACAAAGUCGGUAAAAAAAGACCGAGGUUCUCGUACACCAGGCAACAGUUGAAAGAAUUGGAAGAACAUUUUCUGGUCAACCCCUACCUAACGAAGUCACCAAUGGCCCAGUUGUCCGUUAAACUGAACAUUCCCGAAAGCCAGGUCAAAAUUUGGUUUCAGAACAGAAGGAUGAGAGAAAAGAAGAAACCUGGCAUCUUUGGAAGAUGA
Messenger RNA from Helobdella robusta, 213 nucleotides. RefSeq lists its product as hypothetical. Bases 1 to 213 code for a protein of 70 amino acids. The record is from RefSeq and is a predicted model, not a curated record. NCBI's taxonomy places the organism in Eukaryota, Metazoa, Annelida, Clitellata, Rhynchobdellida, Glossiphoniidae. Gene Ontology annotation, molecular function: DNA binding; DNA-binding transcription factor activity, RNA polymerase II-specific. The transcript has a single exon. Gene Ontology annotation, biological process: regulation of DNA-templated transcription.